Messenger RNA from Diutina rugosa, 657 nucleotides. RefSeq names its product glutathione S-transferase family protein. The record is from RefSeq and is a predicted model, not a curated record. Lineage: Eukaryota; Fungi; Ascomycota; Pichiomycetes; Serinales; Debaryomycetaceae. The coding region runs from base 1 to 657 and encodes 218 amino acids. The transcript has a single exon.
AUGGCUAACCUUGAGAAACUCAUCAUCCACUGGGUGCCCUCGACCCGUGGCGCCCGGAUCAUCUGGCUCGCCAUUGAGCUCGGCUUACCUUACGAAGUGAAGCAGACGGUGAAGCUGGCCCCCUACUUGAAGGAGAUCCACCCUUACGGUAAGAUCCCCUUGGCUGAAGUGAAGUAUUCUGACGGCCGCACCGUGGUGUUGGAGGAAUCGGGCCACAUCAUUUCCUACCUUUUACGUCACUUCGACACCGACAAGAAGUUGCUGGGGAAGACGCCCGAGGAGUUUGAAGAGGUCGACUUCCACCUCCACUGGUCGGAAGGGUCGUUGAUCGCCGAGAUUUUGCCGUUGUUUAUCAACAAGGCUCAUAAGUGGGCCGACUCCGAGCUCACCACCAAUGUGUUCUCUCCUCACGCCGAAGAGGCGAUCAACUACCUCGAAACGGUGUUGGCUAAGCAAGCGGCUCAGGGCAACAAGUACAUUGUUGGCGACCACUUGACUGCCGCCGACAUCAUCAACCACUUGCCGGUGGCGAUCUACGUCGGCGCUAAGCUUGGUCCUGCUGGUCCCAACGUACAAAAGUGGCUCAAGCAAAUAGAGCUGGAAAAGUCGUUCCAGGAAUCGCACAAGAACGAAGGCACCCCUCCCUGGGCCUCGUGA